GACGCCGCAAUCAAAUGCUCCGAGCGGUGUUUGUAUCAAUCCGCGAAAUGGUACGCCCGAGGCUGAUUGUCUUUGCUUUCCUUGAGAUGCCUCAAUGAAAUAACGGAUGAAAUCGUGUUUGCUUGUCUAGGGCGGCGGAGAUGCUGGAUUCCAUCCUGCCGAUUGAUCAGUACGACACGGACCCCGAAUCGCCCAUGGACAUCCCCGAUGCGCCCCGGACUCCUCCGAACCCGUACCUCCGCACCCAGGACCCCGUCGAAGCUGCGCUGGAGGCUCAGGAAUCCUACAAGUACCUCUUGGCAAAGUCUUAUUUCGACACGCGCGAAUAUGACCGAUGCGCCUCCGUUUUCCUUCCGCCGACCAUUCCUCCCGUCCCGCUGUCCACGACGUCCCCGAAUAACCCCAAAUCGAGAGAGUCGUUAACGCCGCAGAAGGGGAAGGCGAAGGCGUCGCCGUAUGCCGGGGUGAAGGAGAACAGUGCGACGCGCAACCCGUACCCCAGACUCAGCCAGAAGGCGCUCUUCCUGUCGCUGUAUGCGAAAUACCUGGCCGGAGAGAAGCGCAAGGAUGAGGAGACCGAAAUGGUGUUGGGUCCCGCGGAUGGCGGAACGACGGUCAAUCGCGAACUACCGGAUAUUGCGCGUGGGUUGGAGGGAUGGUUAACCGAGCGUCGGGAGAAAGGACUGGGGGAGAGCAGCCAGGGGUGGUUGGAAUACCUCUACGGUGUGAUUCUUCUCAAGGGGCGCAACGAGGAGGAGGCGAAGAAAUGGCUUAUGAGAAGUGUUCAUCUGAAUCCAUUCCAUUGGGGAGCUUGGCAGGAGCUGAAUGACCUGCUUGCUAGCCCGGAAGAUUUGAAACAUGUCAUCGACAUCUCGCCCCAGAAUAUCAUGACGCUUAUCUUCCAUGUACAUUGCAGCCAAGAGCUCUAUCAAGCUACUGAGGAGACUUAUCAUGCUCUGUCGGAGCUCGAGACCAUAUUCCCUACGAGCGCGUUCCUGAAAACCCAGCGAGCUCUAUUAUAUUACCAUUCCAAAGACUUCGAGGAAGCAUCGCACAUCUUCACAGAAAUACUCAUCACCUCCCCCCACCGCCUCGACAGUCUCGAUCACUACUCCAACAUCCUAUAUGUAAUGGGCGCGCGUCCCCAGCUUGCCUUUGUCGCGCAGGUCGCAACCGCCACCGACAAAUUCCGGCCUGAAACAUGCUGUGUAGUCGGAAACUAUUACUCUCUCAAGUCCGAGCACGAAAAAGCAGUCAUGUACUUCCGCCGUGCCCUCACCCUGGAUCGAAAUUUCCUUUCUGCCUGGACCCUCAUGGGCCACGAAUACAUCGAAAUGAAAAAUACCCACGCAGCCAUCGAAUCCUACCGCCGAGCCGUCGACGUCAACCGCAAAGACUACCGCGCCUGGUACGGUCUCGGCCAAGCCUACGAAGUCCUCGACAUGUCCUUCUACGCCUUAUUCUACUACCAGCGCGCCGCCGCCCUCCGACCCUACGACCCUAAGAUGUGGCAAGCCGUCGGAUCCUGCUACGCCAAGAUGGGCCGCAUCGAGCAGAGCAUCAAGGCGCUGAAACGCGCACUCGUCGCGGGCUCGUAUUACGCCGAAGACACGGCCUCCAACGCCAGCGGCAUGCCCCCCGGCGCCGCAUCCAGCCGGAAGAUCCUCGACCCCGAAACCCUGCACCAAAUCGCCACGCUUUACGAACGACUCGGCGAUGAAGAUGAAGCCGCCGCCUACAUGGAACUCACCCUUCAGCAGGAAUCCGGCCAAAUGCCCGUCGAAGAAGAGUACGAGUCCUCGGACAAUGAAAACGAUAACGACAACGAAAACGACGACGAGCAAUCCACCGCCGGCGAGGGACGCUCUGGUCGUCAGCGCGCCCGACACGGCAAAUCCAUGGCUAGCCAAAACGAUGACGACGACGACACAUGGCAUGGCACAGGUGUCACGGCGACCACGUCCAAGGCUAGACUAUGGCUUGCGCGGUGGUCGCUGCGGACUGGGGACCUCGAGCGCGCUGAUCAGUUAGCGGGAGAGUUGUGUCAGGACGGAGUUGAGGUCGAAGAAGCAAAGGCGUUGAUGAGGGAUGUUAGGGCUAGACAGGAGGGUGGUCAGUCAUGAGUUGUGAGUUGUCGCAGAGGAUGUGAUUGUUUGAGGCCUAUUUCAAACUCUUUUUAUCUGUAUGAGCUAGCGAGGCGUUCUAUCUUUCUAAUCAUCUUUCCCUUAUUCUUUAUCACGGUUCUCGUGGGGUGGCAGCCAUGCUUGUUAAUGCAUUUGAUGGUUUUUGUUCGGU
Molecule: messenger RNA, 2295 nt
Organism: Aspergillus steynii IBT 23096
Lineage: Eukaryota; Fungi; Ascomycota; Eurotiomycetes; Eurotiales; Aspergillaceae
Product: anaphase promoting complex subunit CDC23
Exons: 3
Coding region: 141-2123 (660 amino acids)
Biological process (GO): cell division
Cellular component (GO): anaphase-promoting complex
Molecular function (GO): protein binding
Source: RefSeq, a predicted model, not a curated record